GUUGCAGGCUGGGUGGAGGUGGUGGUGGUGAGUGGUGAGAUUAUCAGUGAUGUAUUUAAAUGAUCUGUCGUGUAACCUUUGGAAAUUCUUUGGCUUAAAGGAGGGAUUGCUAUUCGAAUAGAUAAAAUCAUAGAGAGUUAUUGGUCACUCUGUAAACAUGGCGAAACGCAGAAUAACGCAGGAGACGUUUGACUCGGCGGUGAGAGAGAACAUUGAGGAGUUCGACAUGGAGGAGAGUGAAGCUCUGAAGGAAGCAAUCGAGCAGUUUGAGUCUCAGGGUGUGGACUUGAGUAAUAUUGUGAAGGCAGUACCGAAAGCAUCAUCUGAAGAGACCACAGAUGAUCAAACGCAUGAAAUCCUCCAGGCUCUGCAGUCUCUCCAAAGUGCGUUAGAGUCCUCGUCCACUUCUGUACUGGAGAGCUUAAAGCUCUUCACCGAGCAGUGCUCCCUCGGCUUUGCUCAGCGAUACCUGGCGGCCCAGAAAGACGCCUAUCCCUCACUCCUGUCCUGCUGCCGUUCUGCUGGUGAAGACAAUGAAGUGCUCUCUGCUACUCUCGCUGCUCUUUCUGCUCUCACUGACGGACAGCCGGAUCUUCUGGACGCUGAGGGUCAGUGCUUUUUGAUAGAUACCUUACGCAGCCACCAGGAGGAUCCGGCGCUGACCUGCUUGUGUAUUCGGACGGUGCGUCACUGCUGUCUGAAACACGAGCAGAACAGGCAGGACCUGGUGAAGGCCGGGGCGCUUAACUUACUCGCCAGCACCAUAAUACGGCAUGUCAAACGGCCUGAGGUGGUCAAAGAGGCCUGCGCCGCUCUCAGAGUCAUGACCUUUGACGAUGACGUGCGGGUUCCUUUCGGCCACGCACACGAGCACGCCAAAAUGAUCGUAUUGGAGCACAAUGGACUGAAGGUCAUUGUAGAAGCAGCUAAAGCCCAUCCUGAUAACGUGCCAGUCCUCAGUGAGCUGUGUGCCACUCUGUCCCGCCUCGCCGUGAGGAACGAGUUCUGCCAAGACAUUGUAGAUUUGGGAGGACUGAAGUUUAUGAUGACGCUGCUAGCGGAGAGCUUGGACUGUCAGGAUCUCGUAAAGCAGGUGUUGAGUGCGUUACGGGCGAUCGCCGGCAAUGAUGAUGUCAAAGACGCCGUCGUGAAUGCAGGAGGAACAGAGCUUAUUGUCUUGGCGAUAAACCGGCACCUGAGUAACGCACAGGUGUGUGAACAGGGCUGUGCAGCUCUCUGCGUGCUCGCUCUGCGCAAACCCAAUAACUGCAAAGUCAUCAUGGAGAGCGGAGGAGCUUUGGCCGCGCUGCAGGCCAUGAAGGCGCAUCCGGAGGAAGUGAACGUCCAGAAACAGUCAUGCAUGCUGCUCAGAAACUUGGUGUCACGAUCACGCGAUUUCAGCCAGCCCAUUUUGGAGAUGGGGGCCGAGGCCCUGAUUGGUCAGGCCCUGGCCUCUCACAGGGACUGCAGCGACGUAGCGAGAGCCGCUCUCAGAGACCUGGGCUGUCAGGUGGAGCUGAGAGAACUAUGGACUGGCAAAAAAAAGGGCUUGAGUAACUAAAAAUGUCAGAAAUUGUAGAAAAGCAGGACUGCUCCAGCUAAAUAUAAACAUGUUCUUCUAGAUGUAUAGAAUUCAGGCUCCACGGUUCCAUUUUUCAUAUAUCUGGAUUAAUGGAAUUGAUUGGAUUGAAUUGGAUUGUUGGUGAUUUGACAUAAUACUGGAUUUUUCUAAGGCAAGACUAAAGCCGAUGAAAUUGUUCAUGCACAAAUUUGUUCAGAAAUAAAGUCAAUCGCGCACAAUAUCGUUUCAUUUCAUCCGGACACUCGAUUGUCUUUGACGUGCCUGUCGUUGUUUCUCAAGACUUGACGUUGUUUCUCAGCAUGAAGUUAUCUCUGAUAUCUAAAUCCAGCUAAGCUUAUCCUGUUCCCAUUUAAAAUAAUUACAAAUAGCAAGUCCAAUAACCAGACAUUGUGUAUUCAUUAUUAAAUAACAGUCCUCAGUCCUUUGCUUAUGUGCUGUUCAUAGAUUACUCUAAAUGUUGUUAGGGUGUAAAUAUCUCAGUUUUAGUUUUGUGUUUUAUUGGUUUUUUAGUACAUUUCCGUUGAUCAGUUUCAUCGAUCAGUAUUUAACAGUAGAUCUCCAUCGACUGCAUAUGUAGUGUGUGUGUGACUGAUUACCAAAAAAGGAAAAAGUUUAAACAGGGACUGGCUUUAGUCUUUGUUUCACUAUAUACACUAUAUUGACAGACGUUUUGGGACACCCCUCCAAAUCAUUGAAUUCAGAGGUUGGGCUCGGCCCCUUAGUUCCAGUGAAAGGAACUCUUAAUGCUUCAGCAUACCAAGACAUUUUGGACAAUUUCAUGCUUCCAGCUUUGUGGGAACAGUUUGGGGAUGGCCCCUAUCUGUUCCAACAUGAAGGUCCAUAAAGACAUGGAUGAGCAAGUUUGGUGUGGAGGAACUUGACUGGCCUGCACCACAACCUGAUGGAACACCUUUAGGAUGAAUCCUCUCAUCCAUGUCUGUAUGGGCCUUGCUUUGUGCACUGGUGCACAGUCAUGUUGGAACAGGAAGGGGUUGGGAGCAUUAAAUUGUCCAAAAUGUCUUGGUAUGCUAAACUAUUCAGAGUUCCUUUCACUGGAACUAAGGGGCCAAACCCAACCCCUGAAAAACAACACCUGAAUUCAAUGAUUUGGAGGGGUGUCCCAAAACUUUUGGCAAUAUAGUGUAUGUGAUAUUUAUAAAACUCCAGUUUCAAUCGUACGAGAGCUCCUGAAUUUAACUCGAGUUCAAUUCGCUUGUUAUUGCAUUAAUUAAUGACCAUUUUGUGAUACUGAUUUGGUUUUUUUUUUUCUACUGGUGUGUUUCAUCUUAGUAACUUAUAUUCUUUCUCUGUUUAGUUGUCGUUUUGUUGUUUUCAGCUCUUUGAGCCUUUUGCCUUUUAUGUAGUGUUGUGGGUGUGAUUUAUACUAAAGUUGAGUCGGCUCUGUAAACGUGAUUAGUCUUUUGCUGGUGAUUGCAUCCCUGAGUUAAACGGGGUUAAUGGAAAUUCAUUCAUAGCUAAGGCAAUAUAACAACAGAAACCUUUUUUUCAUUUAAGAUUUGGAAAUUUUGGUUAUUUGUGCACAUACACAACAUAUGCAGUAGAUACAGAUUAUAGUAAAAAAAGUAGUUCUACUUUUUAAAUCUUUAAAGCACAGUGUUUUCUGUGUUUGAGCAGCAUGUCUUCCUGGACAAAUCUCUGAUUUACUGGAAUACUGGUCAUAAUUGUAUGCGGCUAAGGAAAGGGCUGUGUCUUGUGUGUCAGUGUACAACAGUAUCUGAAAUUUGUCACAUGAUCUGAAACCUCAUUUACGCACGCCUCAUUAAAAAAAACGACUGUCAUUUCCCACUGUUAACAUGGUUACUGUGCAUGAGAAGACGUACACUGUAAUAUUUCCUACGGUUGUCCAUGUUUAUGAGCUGGACCGUAGAACACACGACAUAAAAUGAUGUACCAACAUGUGUAACAACAGCCAAGCUCAGCUGACAAUGUGAAUAAAUAUACCUCUGAA
Hemibagrus wyckioides is the source of this 3551-nucleotide messenger RNA. RefSeq names its product armadillo repeat containing 6 (gene armc6). The transcript has 8 exons. Gene Ontology annotation, biological process: hematopoietic progenitor cell differentiation. The record is from RefSeq and is a predicted model, not a curated record. Gene Ontology annotation, molecular function: protein binding. Lineage: Eukaryota; Metazoa; Chordata; Actinopteri; Siluriformes; Bagridae. The coding region runs from base 158 to 1561 and encodes 467 amino acids.